Amblyraja radiata (thorny skate) is the source of this 1683-nucleotide messenger RNA. RefSeq names its product zinc finger protein 615-like. Gene Ontology annotation, biological process: regulation of transcription by RNA polymerase II; embryo development. Lineage: Eukaryota; Metazoa; Chordata; Chondrichthyes; Rajiformes; Rajidae. The annotation marks the transcript as partial. Gene Ontology annotation, molecular function: DNA-binding transcription factor activity, RNA polymerase II-specific; RNA polymerase II transcription regulatory region sequence-specific DNA binding. Gene Ontology annotation, cellular component: nucleus. The record is from RefSeq and is a predicted model, not a curated record. The transcript has 3 exons.
ACGGGCGAGAAGCCCUAUGGCUGCUCCACAUGUGGCGAGAACUUUGCCUUGUUGUCUAGGCUACGGCAGCACCGGCAGUUGCACACGGGCGAGAAGCCCCAUGUCUGCUCCACCUGCGGCCAGAGCUUUGCCCGAGUGUCGGCGCUGUGGGUGCACCAGCGGGUGCACAGCAGUGAGCGGCCCUUCACCUGCUCCGACUGCGGCAAAGGCUUCAAGUCGUCCAGGGAACUGAAGGUGCACAGGCACGUGCACACCAGCGAACGCCCCUACACCUGUAGCUACUGCGGCAAGGGCUUCACCCGGUACAGCGGCCUGCAGAAUCACCAGCGCACCCACACCGGCGAGCGCCCCUACACCUGCACCCAGUGCGGCAAGGGCUUCACCACCUCCACCAGGCUGCUGAUACACCAGCGCUCCCACACCGGCGAGCGCCCCUACACCUGCGCCCAGUGCGGCAAGGGCUUCACCCAGUCCAGCAGCCUGCUGGUUCACCAGCGCAGCACCCACACCGGCGAGCGCCCCUACACCUGCGCCCAGUGCGGCAAGGGCUUCACCAACUCCACCAGGCUGCUGAUACACCAGCGCAUUCACACCGGCGAGCGCCCCUACACCUGCGCCCAGUGCGGCAAGGGCUUCACCCAGUCCAGCAGCCUGCUGGUUCACCAGCGCAGCACCCACACCGGCGAGCGCCCCUUCACCUGUGCCCAGUGCGGCAAGGGCUUCACCAACUCCAGCAGCCUGCUGGUUCACCAGCGCAGCACCCACACCGGCGAGCGCCCCUACACCUGCGCCCAGUGCGGCAAUGGCUUCACCACCUCUACCAGGCUGCUGAUACACCAGCGCUCCCACACCGGUGAGCGCCCAUACACCUGCGCCCAGUGCGGCAAGGGCUUCACCCAGUCGAACAGCCUGCUGGUUCACCAGCGCAGCACCCACACCGGCGAGCGCCCCUUCACCUGUGCCCAGUGCGGCAAGGGCUUCAUCUGCUCCUCCAACCUGCAGAAGCACCAGCGCACCCACACCGGUGAGCGCCCCUACACCUGCGCCCAGUGCGGCAAGGGCUUUACCACCUCUACCAGGCUGCUGAUACACCAGCGCUCCCACACCGGUGAGCGCCCAUACACCUGCGCCCAGUGCGGCAAGGGCUUCACCCAGUCGAACAGCCUGCUGGAUCACCAGCGCAGCACCCACACCGGCGAGUGCCCCUUCACCUGUGCCCAGUGCGGCAAGGGCUUCAUCCGAUAUGGCUAUCUGCAGAAGCACCAGCUUACUCACACCGGCGAGCGCCCCUACACCUGCGCCGAGUGUGGCAAGGGCUUCACCUGCUCCACCACGCUGCUGGUGCACCAGCGCACCCACACCGGCGAACGCCCCUACACCUGCGCCCAGUGCGGCAAGGGCUUCACCCAGUCCUCCAACCUGCAGAGGCACCAGCGCACCCACACCGGCGAGCGCCCCUUCACCUGUGCCCAGUGCGGCAAGGGCUUCAUCCGCUCCACCAGGCUGCUGUCCCACCAGCGGGUUCACACCGGUGACAGUCCCCCCUACGACUGCCCGUACUGUGGUGAGUCGUUUGACAGCUCGCGCGGGUUGCGGCAUCACCGGCGGGCCCACGUCGUCAAAGGGAGUGAAGCCCAGAGGGAGGUGGCCAUCUUUGAUCAAGGCACUUCCCCACUCCAUUGA